Messenger RNA from Varanus komodoensis (Komodo dragon), 5326 nucleotides. It is a transcript of the gene MYSM1, whose product is annotated as Myb like, SWIRM and MPN domains 1. Gene Ontology annotation, biological process: double-strand break repair. Gene Ontology annotation, molecular function: metallopeptidase activity; polyubiquitin modification-dependent protein binding. NCBI's taxonomy places the organism in Eukaryota, Metazoa, Chordata, Lepidosauria, Squamata, Varanidae. Bases 32 to 2653 code for a protein of 873 amino acids. The transcript is spliced from 21 exons. The record is from RefSeq and is a predicted model, not a curated record. Gene Ontology annotation, cellular component: BRCA1-A complex; BRISC complex.
AGUUGCCGCGAGAUCCGGGGGAGGCUCCAGUAUGGAGGCGCUGGAGGAGCUCGACGUCGAUGUUGAGGGCGACGCGGCGGCUGCGGAUGGCGAAGCGCAUCCCGGAAACUAUGAAAAUCCAUCAUCCAGCUUACUCCAAGAUCACUACCUUGAUUCAACUUGGAGAACUGAUAUGGGUCUUCCAUGGAGUCUUGAUAGCACAAUUAGUGAAGAAAAUAAGGCUGCCAUUGAGAAGAUGUUGUUGGAAGAAGAAUACUAUCUGUCUAGCAAGUCACUUCCAGAAAAAAUUUGGCAUGAGCUGAAGGAAAGUGAUAAAAAGUGCACAAAAAGUCCACACAAGAAAGAAGCAAAAAUCACGUUACGUUCACCUACAAAAUCAACUAGUGGAUCGCUGAAGUGGACUGUAGAAGAAAAAGAGCUAUUUGAACAAGGACUGGCUAAAUUUGGCAGAAGAUGGACAAAAAUUGCCAUGAUGAUUGGAAGUCGCAAUGUUCUUCAAGUAAAGAGCUAUGCCAGACAGUACUUUAAGAACAAGGCAAAAACUGAUGGCUUGGAAAAACUGGAACAGCAACAGUGUGUCAACAUUCCUAUUCCAACUAGCAAUGAAGAUAAUGAAGGGAAGAGGGCCUCCUGGGCAUCUACUCACUUAAGAGGUCGGGCUGACCCUAAUCUAAAUGCAGUAAAAAUUGAAAAAUUGUCAGAUGAUGAGGAAGUAAAUAUUACAGAUGAAAUGGAUGAACUACUGUCUUGUGCUUCUCAGCAAGAGCCUAGAAAGUCUGAAGUACUGGAUAUACCAAAGAGUCCAUCUGGGCACAGCACCUGGACAGAACCCCUUUUGGAGUCUGCUGGAUCUGCAGCUCUUCUAACAGCAAGAUACAUUCCACAGCCAGAGCAAAACCCAGUUGGGAAGCCAGGACCUGCAGUGUCAUGCUCUGAGGACAGUGGCCAUGGACCUAAUCAAUUAGAAAAUCAGAAGUAUGACAGAACAGGAGGUUCUCAUGGUACUGAUUUGUUUUCUAGUCCAGAGCUUUGUGGAGAACAGAGAGAUUUAAGAGAUAAUAGCAUUCUUUUCCAUCCUUCUGACCAGUUGGAAGAAGAGAAUCAGAUGGAUGCAGAAGAGCUUAAGCCACCUGAUCAAGAAAUAGAAAUAGAUAGAAAUACUAUAUUAGAAGAAGAAAAGCAAGCAAUACCAGAGUUUUUUGUGGGGCGUCAGGCAAAAACACCUGAACGCUAUCUGAAAAUUAGAAACUACAUUUUGGAUCAAUGGGAAAAAAUCAAACCCAAAUAUCUGAACAAGACUUCAGUGCGCCCAGGGCUGAAGAACUGUGGUGAUGUCAACUGUAUAGGGCGGAUUCACACUUACUUGGAGUUAAUAGGCGCAAUUAACUUUGGCUGUGAGCAGGCUGUGUAUAAUAGAUCACAGAGCACGGACAAAAUGCGGCCCAGAGAAGGCAAGGACACUAUAGAUGCAUAUCAGCUUGUGCAACGGCUGCAGUCUAUGCGUACAAGGAGACGGCGAGUCAGAGACCCAUGGGGAAACUGGUGUGAUGCCAGAGAUUUGGAAGGACAGACUUUUGAGCACCUCUCUGCUGAGGAGCUAGCAAAGAGGAGAGAAGAAGAGAAGCACAAACCUCCAAAAGCAUCUAAAGCACAAAGGCACUCCAAAAGUACAUUUGAUCCCUUUCAGCUGAUUCCUUGCUGUUCCUUCACAGAAGAAAAGCCAGAGCCAUUCCAAGUAACAGUAGCUGCAGAGGCACUUUUGAUCAUGGAUUUGCAUGCACAUGUUUCAAUGGCAGAAGUAAUUGGUCUGCUAGGAGGAAAAUACUCUGAAACGGAUGGUAUAGUUGAAGGCAGGGGCCCAUUUGGGAGUGCCUGUAGGGAGAGGUGCGGAAGGCCACAUUCUUGUCAUGACCUGUGGAGACCCCUUCCGGUGCAGGUCCGUGCUGCAGUGGACCGAAUUGAACUCAAGAGUGUCUUACAGCAUCUGUGCAUGAGUAUCCAUGUCUGUGCAGCAGAACCAUGCAAUAGCCUCAGCACAGGCUUACAAUGUGAAAUGGACCCAGUAUCUCAAACACAGGCAUCAGAAACGCUUGCUGCUAGAGGUUACAGUAUUAUUGGGUGGUACCAUUCUCACCCUGCCUUUGAUCCUAAUCCAUCAAUACGAGAUAUUGACACCCAGGCAAAAUACCAGAGUUAUUUCUCCAGAGGUGGGUCGAUGUUUGUUGGCAUGAUCAUAAGUCCUUAUAAUCGAAAUAAUGCUCUUCCAUAUUCCCAGAUUACUUGUCUGGUAAUCAGUGAUGAGACUAGUUCUAAUGGAUCCUACCGUCUGCCAUACAAAUUUGAAGUGCAGCAGAUGUUAGAAGAACCUCAGUGGGAAUUAGUACUGGAAAAAGCACGAUGGAUUAUUGCAAAAUACAGGAUGUCUCAUAGCUGUGUGCCCAUGGGUAAAAUCUUCCACAGAGAUUCAGAUCUUACGUGCCUGCAGAAGCUAAUGGAGUGUAUGAGGAAGACUCUGGAAAAUGUGGCAAAUAGCUUCAUUGCUGAAGAAUUCCUGGCCCAGCUAGAAAACAUAUUCCUUUCAGCCUACAAUAAUGUGGAAUGGAGUGAUUCCAUGGAAGAAAACAGCAUGUGUUCAAGUGAUCUGCCAACAUGACUGUAUUGAGAAGAGUAAUUGCUCACACUUUAUAAUAAAGUUUCUGUACAUGACAGUGACAGCAUCCAGUGUAGCUCAGUAAAAUGACUCCUGCUGAAAUGCAGUGUGAAGCAAUCACGACAGACUAUCCAAACUCAAACAUAACAUCUAAUGUUCUAAAAUUAUGGUUGUGUUGCAGAAAGAUGAAAGAACUGCUUGGCAGCUACCGCUUGGAUAAUACAGUUGUACCAUGUUGGUUGCUAAAAAUUACUGAAGUGAUAAUGUUCUUCUUGGACCAAGAGCUGUUAGAAAGUUGUUGUUCAAAUCAUUAUAUUGCUUAUGUUCUAUGUGCCAUUUAGGAAACACCACUGUAUAAUAUGUUGCAGUGUCUGACCUAAGCUAUCUGGAUAUUGGCAAACACAUUUGCCCAACUGAUGAAUUGAAAUGUCUUGUGUAUUACUGAGAAGCAAGAAGGAAGAGGGAAUCAUUUUAAAGAUAACAGUAUCAGCAAUCCUCUCGGAAAGCCUCAGCUUUGAGCAUCUCAUUUGUUGAUGUGUGUUCAGCCUAUUCAAGAGCUCUGCUGCUCACUACGAAAGAACUGAAUGGUGAAGCAAGAUUGCAUGAAUACAUCCUCUAAAGUAGGUCGUCUUGGCCAGUUGUUGAGAACUGAGGAGGAAGGCAGAGACUUCCCAGAUAUUAUAGAGCAGUGGUCCUGUGCAUUGCCCACAAAUGCUCAGUCUCUAAGUUACCUUCAUCAGUUUAGCUCAAGAAUCGCCUGUGCAGUCUGAGAGUCAAGGCCAUGAGGUGUGUGGGCCAAGUGCCAAAGUGCAAAGUCAGGUGGGAAUAUGCAAAGAAUGUCUGGGAAACAAGCCAGUAAAUCUAGAUGCCAAUUAGUCUUCAGGAAGGCAAGGGACAUCGUUUGUAGGGUCCAUUGUCUGCCACAGGAGCUGGCUCAGGCUGAUCUAGUCAGCGUGUUUUUUUUGUGGAGCACACCCCCUGGCGAAACCGUGCACUCCGCCCUCUCCAAAUGGUGAAUUCCCUCUGGCUCCUCCUCCUGAGUAACCCCAGGGACUGCCCCAGAGAAGCUUGGCUGCUCUUCCAGUGGAGGGCAGUCAUCCACAGCCUCCGUCCCUGUGUCUGGCUGUGGCUCUGGCCCACUGCACCAGCUCUCCUCGUCUGAGCAAUCCUUCUCCAGCAUGUUGCCCCGUGGAUGUGCUGGUCUAUCAUUCUUGCUGUCUUCACGUCAUCUGCAUGUCUAGAUGGUACCAGGCUGGGAAAGUUUGUUACAGAGGCUACGGGUGUACUCCUGUGCAUGUCUAGACAGAGAAAUAGCUGUCGGGGAUGUGCUGGGAAUUUAGGACUGUUUCUCUGGCAAGACUUGCAUGAGAUUCUACUUAGGCAUAUUAUGGAGACUAAGCUUUGUCUGUGGAAGUGUGUGUAUUGUGGAGGUGUGAAGGCUGGUGAUGGGAGGGGGAAUUUAAAAAAAUCAAAUUCUAAUUCUUUAUAUUAUUUCAUGAACUUUUAGAAAAUUUGGGGUGGGGGAAUAGAACAAUGUCAUUUUUAAAAAGCAUCCCCUCCUUCACAUUUCCCACCACCAUUACUCCAUCCUGUGAGGGUUUAUUGCAUGAAUUUGAAAGCUAAGAAAAGAUAUGAAAAAACUGGGGGAGGGAAUUUGUUCCUUUUUGAAAAAUUGAUCAGUUUUGGAUUGUGGACUGUUUCCUUUUGAAUGAUGAAUAAAAUGUUUAAGAUAAAGUAUUCAUAUGUUUCUAUUUGGCCUUUACUUCCCAGAAAUGGUUUACUGAAAGUGACUUCUUAGAAAGAAUUUUUAUGCAAGUCUAGAGAUGUACAAUUUCUGCAAAUCCUGAAACCAUGAAGUUUUUUUAAUCUUUUCUGUAAAUUUCCCUGUAUAGUUGUUUCUUCCAUUCUUCCACUGUGUGACUAGAGUUAGCAUUGUGUAAUUUUUUCAAUUCCCCACCCCCCCAAUUUCUGUCUCUCCUUACCCCUCAAUCAUGGUUUCAAAAUUUCUGUAUUUAUAAAAAAUGUUUCCAGACUUCAACAUCUCUUGUACAGCAUAUUCAACUCUAGCCAUUUUAGCACCAGACUAGGGUAGGUCGGGUGUCAUUUUGCUGCUAUGCAAACUGUGCAGCUAAUGCUUCCCAAUGUAUUCAUAAGGAUAUGCAUAACAAGAAUUUUCUCUGUCAAAAUCAACAUUUAAUUCAUAUAUUUGCAUGUAAAGGCCAUUAAUCAUAAGUGGUGUGUGUACAGUUGUAUUAACUUUGAAAUACAGUCUAUACAUUAGUCACUAGACCAUUAUAUCACAUCGGAUUGCAUGAGAUACAACCUCGCAUUUGUCCUAUGUUGUUGAAUAAUAUCACUGCUUUGGGAGAGAAAAAAUCCAAAACCAUGGUUCCUGUUUUGGAGAUUUGACAUAACUAUAUUGCGGCUUCAAAUUUUUAUUGAAUCAUGUUUCCAUUUAUAUUAUAAAUGUGCGUAAAAUGUUGUAAAUAUUGUGUAUUUGUACAGAUAAGAAUUACAGGAUUAUUUGAUGCUAAUGUUAAAAGUACAAUACAGAUAUAUUUGCUCAUGAUACAUUUUUAUCAGUAAAUGAAAGGGUUUGAUCUCUGAAAUAAUACAAAAUACUCCUCAUUCUGACAUAGAGCAUUCAAUAAACUGUAUGAAGAUGUUUGAAAAGUU